Molecule: messenger RNA, 9036 nt
Organism: Pieris napi
Lineage: Eukaryota; Metazoa; Arthropoda; Insecta; Lepidoptera; Pieridae
Gene: Piezo
Product: piezo-type mechanosensitive ion channel component
Exons: 49
Coding region: 128-7375 (2415 amino acids)
Source: RefSeq, a predicted model, not a curated record
CCACGCAGCAUGGCACAGUGUAUUGGCGGCUUUUGGAAGUUAUGGUUCCAUACUACAACAAUAUCCAUUGUUAGAAGAGAUUGGUUUGAAUCUCGGUUUAGUAUCCUACGCAGGGAUAGAGCCAUUAAUGGCUAUACAAUAUUUAGCUCCAGAGUUGGUAAUGACCGGUGUAUCACUGUUCGUGUAUCUGAUGGUACGUAAACUUCUCGUUGGUUCUCCUACGGAGGAAGUUGAGAGGAAGAUCUCAAAACAUCAGCAGUACCCCCUAUUAACUAGUGCAGGAAAAUACGUAGCCUUAUUUCUAAUAAUGUUCUCUGGGAUAAUGCGUCCUAGUAUCACUUCGGGGAUAUAUUUCCUUGUAUUCAUGGGCGCGGCCACUGCUUGGGCGCUGGGACGGCCUUUGGAGCGUGGUUUUGCGGUUGUUAGCAGAUGUCUGAUGUCAAUAAUGGCUGUCCAUAUAGCUGUGUUGCUGGUUUAUCAGUGCUCUUGGCUCAUUGAGUUGUAUCCGCCGGAUAUGGAUUUGGCCAGAUAUUUCGGUCUAACAAAACUAGUUAUAAUCAACGGUACGAAUUCUUCUUCGAGCUUUGUAUACGAAGUUACAGAAGAUCACAAAUGGGCAACUCUAGCGAGUCCUCUAGUCAUACUCUUUUCGUAUUUCUUUCUCGCAUUGGAGUCUAGGGAACUCUUCAAACCCAAGGCGAAGAAAAAGAGUGCCUUAACUGGCGUAGAAGCGGGAAAAGUGAACGGGUCCCUAUUAAGGGGUGUGUCCUUCCAUCGGGCCAGCCGAUACGCUCCUAAGGAGAAAUGGAAAAGUGCCACUAAUAAAGUCAGAUUAAUCAAAACAAGGAGUCCGAGCAAGAGAUGGUCCAGUGUGAGGUCAGGUUCGGUUUCACGGCAGCUGCACCAAGACUCUACUGGAUCUGUCGUAGUCCCAGAUGAAGAGUCCGUGUUGGAAAUUGAGGAGCCGACAUUAAUGGACGAUAUAGUAGCCGCUGUCGUCGAUUUCUUCCAAGUUCUUGUCAGGUCUUCCUAUAUAGCAACAACAAUAACAAUGAUGGCGUGGAGUAUUAUGUUCCAUUCGUGGCUGACAUUCGUGUUUUUAAUGUGGGCAAAUAUAGUCUGGCUUUGCCAGGACCAGAGGUCCUUUAUGCUGAAAACCAGUCCAGUUCUGGUGAUAUACGCCAUGCUGUUACUUCUAGCUCAGUAUAUUUACGGAAUGGAUUUGACUGAUAGCGAGCUACCGUCUAAUAUUACGGAAGUGAAUCUGGUCCAAAUAGGCCUCGGCAGAGUGGACGGUGAACCGUGUGUGCCACUUUUGAUAAAAUCGAUCUUCACCUGCAUGUUUUGGGUGACCCUGCGCCAGCGCAUACAAGAGAUCCGACAGAGGAGACAGUCCUCAGCCAUUACGGAUAUCGCUGCACCAUUACAACUUACUGUAUCUACUGCUGCUAGUGCACUUGAAGGAGAACGCGAAGAAGAGAGUCGCUCGCGUCUUUUGAGGGCGUUGGGUGAAUGGCUGCGCGCAGUUUGCGCCCGCUACUGGAUAUACGUUGUGGUCAUAAUGCUAUUCGUGAUUGGCAUCACUGGUGAUCGGAUGACGAUAUUCAGAAUUAUUUAUAUGUUCCUAUUCCUUGGGUUUAUACUUAUGUUCCAGAUAAGUUGGUACUUGUGGCGAAAACUGAUGUAUAUAUUUUGGAUAACUGUGAUAAUAUACUCUAUGAUCAAUUUAAUACUCAUAUACGUGUACCAGUUUGAUAAUUUCUCCAAAAUGAUUGAGACCUACCUCAUGAUCAACGAAAGAUUACAACACGACCUCGGCCUAGACACAUAUCACCCUGCGGAUUUGUUCGUCAAAUUGUUGACGCCCACUCUCUUCUUGAUCAUCACUAUUAUGCAAGUCCAUUACUUCCACAAGGACUUCAUGGCUCUAUCAGAUCCUAGGACAAGAACAAAUAGUUUAAUACAACCUGCAUCAAGUCGACCAAGUAACGCUGGUGCCUCCACAAUGAAAGAUGAUCUACCAGCGCUACCAUCUGAAGAAGAGAGGGAGUUACGAGAAACACACUCUCCUAGCGACACUGAAGCCGAACACUCUAUUGGCACUUCAUCUAUUCCACCAGCAGCUAAAAGAUCUUUACACAGAAAGUCGUCCCGCUCAUACGCACCUACAGUGACAGAGAGGGGUUCAAUAAAAUUCCGGCCAUGGCUCUUAGCCAAAUUUACUCGUCUAAGAGAAACAUAUUCCUGGUGGGUAGAAAAGGCUUUCAUAUUCCUGGAUAUACAUGUCAUCAAGAUUCUCUUCAUAUCACUUAUGUUGCUGUGUGUUUUUAAUGUAUGCGCCAUGCACGUGCCCAUAAUGAUAUUAAUUGCGCCAGCGCUUUGGUUAAGUUCAAGGAAACAGCGGUUCUGUAUGCUCGUCAUCUCAACUCUAAUCAGUGUAUAUUUGAUGGCAAAAAUGGUUUAUCAAAUUGAAUACAUCAAACAUUCUUUCUUUGAUGUCAAUUGUACUAAUGAAGGUGAAAAUAAUACGAUGAAUAUGACGACAUAUAAUAAUGCGGAAUGGGUCGGAUUCUACAAAACAUCGCCAACGAAAAGUUUAGCGGCUUUAUUAAAGGGCUAUAUUGCUCUCAUUGCUUUGUUCACUUUCUACUCCUUGGUCACAUAUCGGCAACAAGUGCACAGAGAAUCGGGUGUUCUACCAAAUACAAAAGACAAGCUAAUGUUCCCCGAAAUAACACGAAACGAAGCAGACAAAGAUUUAAUACAUUACAUCAAGUAUUUGUUCAAUUAUGGCUUCUAUAAAUUUGGUGUUGAGAUAACUUUAAUAUGCCUUAUGGGCGUAAUCGGUUCUCGUAUGGACGUAUACGCAGUCAUAUACUCUGCGUGGCUGUUAGCGCUCGUGUCUAUUCGAAGGAAGCAAUUAGCCAAUCUAUGGCCGGCAUUUACAGCACUAAUUACACUAAUAGUGCCGUUACAGUAUAUGCUAGCUGUGGGAUUUAUGCCCCAAUUUUGUAUACAGUACCCCUGGAGUGGGGAAGAUCAGCAAAUGAAACAUGUACGCAACUGGCUCUUCCUCCCAUAUACAGCAGAACCGCCUCACGCUGUUAAAUUAAUCUUUGACUUCUUCCUAUUAAUGUUUUCUGCACGGCAGCUAAAAGUUUUUCGACUAGAAAAGUCCCACGGUGAUAAUUAUCCUGGUGGGUCCAACAGUGAAGAUAUAGGAAAAGAUUGGGAGACACCUAACUUUGUCAAUCCGGUACCAGAUUUUCUAGGUUAUGUUGGAACCUGGUUGGAUGUGAUUAAGCGAAUGGUAUUCCUGGGAAUGUUGUGGGUGACGUUAGCUAUCAUGUUUAUGACGGGUACCAACCGUGUGAAUUUGUUUUCUAUGGGAUAUCUUAUUGGCUCUUUUAUAUUCUUAUGGCAAGGAACUGACUUCUACUUGCGACCGAAAGAAGCUAUUCUACAAUGGUGGUCCUGGUUGGUGCGUUACAACGUCUCUGUAGUGGUUAUCAAAGCAGUUCUGCAAAUACCUGGAUGUAUGUUCAGUCGUGUGAUGCAAGACAACGCGUGCUGGCUCGUGCAAUUACUUGGCAUCGGAUGUGUGGAUAAAUUUGCUGGAGGGAAUAUUGCUCGCUUCCUCAAGAUGCAUUAUGACAAGGAUUCGGCAUGCUCUGUUCCUCAAGAGGACAUCGGACUUGCGUGGGAUGGAGUUUGUUUCGCGUUCCUUAUACUUCAGCGACGGUUGUUCCACAGCUAUUACUUCUAUCGAGUUAUAGAUGAGAGUAAAGCUACAACUGUUCUUGCAUCCAGAGGUGCAGAAUUAAUAGAAGAAUUACGACAGAAGCAGAUGUUAAUUCAAGAAGAGCAAGAAGUAAAAAUAUUAGAAAAAAUUAAAGUGAAAAUGGAAAGGAUAAAAGCUAACCAGAAAAAAAUUCAAGGUGUCAUGUCUAAAGAACCUGUUCAUCAUGACGCAGCCGUGCGCUCUGGUGACUACUAUAUGUUUGACGAGUUCGAUGAUACUGAUAUACACCUGAAGGAGGAUGAAUCCAGCUCUGAUGAAGACGCUCCUAAGGAAAUGGGCCUUGGGAAGUUGCUGUCGACGGCGAUAAAGACGGAUUUGCGUCGUGCCGUGUCGCUGAGGCGUGCGUCUGCGCCCGUUCUAAGGGACGUUAGGAGAACGUCCUAUCCGGCACACCCUGAAUCCUAUAUGGAUGAGGUGCGUCCUUUAUCGUCACGGGGAGACGUAAGACGGGACGAAGAUGCAUCAAUGAGGGACCGAGCUGGUCCAUCAUCAGACUUGGAUGAAUUUGCACCAAUGCCCGAAACCGAGACUUGGAUGGACAAAAUUAAGGGAUAUUUGGACACGGCUGGUGCGUUGGUAUCUAGCUUUUUGGUCUCAAUCACUCGGCAUCUUAUGAAGUACUCGCGGGACUACAGAUAUGUGUCAAGAACUUUAUCUGUUGAGAAGAAGAUUUUGAAGGAAAAAGAAGGAUUCGGUAUAGGGAUACGUGAAGGCUCACAAAUGAUUUGGGAGCCCAUGCCAGAAGUAUUCGUACAUCACCGUAAGUUAAGCCAACUAAGCGUACCGGAGAUUCGUAUAUUGGCUCCAAGUAUGGAGAGGGGGUUAGACAAGCCGAGUCCCGCCAUUUCGCGCCGCGAGUCGAGCUCCGAAAGUGACACAGAAGAUGAUGAACACGAUAGUGUUUUUAGCUUGCAAACUACUGAAAGUAAGGAUCUCACGACGUUAGAAGAACAGGAUGACUCUAUGUUCAAACAAGAUAAAUCGCCUUUAGUUCAUCUGUGCUACGCUUUGUGGUUCGCUGUUUUGGCACAUACGGACAUAGUCUGUUACAUCAUGGUCUUUAUAAACCAGAUUCAAUCAGCAACAAUUCUUUCCAUACCUCUUCCAUUGAUGGUAUUCCUUUGGGGAACUCUGACUAUACCGCGACCGACCAAAACAUUUUGGGUCACGCUUAUCGCGUAUACAGAGGUAAUCGUGCUUAUAAAAAGUAUGUUCCAAUUCGAGAUUCUACCGUGGAAUCAGAAAGCAAUACCUGCAAAUAUGCCGUUCACAGCUCCACGAAUCAUUGGUAUCGAAAGGAAAUACAACUACGCCCUCUACGAUUUGCUACUACUGCUUAUUAUAUUCUUGCACAGGUUCAUGUUAAAAUCCUUAGGUCUUUGGAAGGAAUCUUCUUCUGAUAUAGAGCUUCAGGAAGAUAAGGAGUAUGCUUUGACCGCUGAAGAUACUCAGUUCCUGGUGGAAGGUCGAGGCGCUGAAGUUGGACAGAAAUAUGUGAAAUUGCACGAAAAAAUUGUCCCACAAAAGGAAAGUGAAACCAAUGGGACGUUAAAAACGAGUAUCGACAACUUGCCGCAAAUUAAAGAUAGCUCUGAUGAUGAACCGGGGCCCUCUAAAGAACCUGAUGAUGAGUAUAGGGUAAACGAUGAUCAGGAACCGAUCAUUGCUGUAAACACAAUGUUGGAGGAUACAUAUCAGCAUUACCCUAAUGUCAUGUUACUUUCAUUAAAACGAUAUUUGCGUCCAACUAAACAUUUCUUCGAACGUAUGCUAGCGCCGGGCGCGCGCGUCACUGCUGACGUGUACGCGUACAUGUUUCUUUGCGAUUUCUUUAAUUUCCUUGUCGUUAUCUUCGGAUUUGCGGCUUUUGGAACACAUCAAGGCGACGGUGGAGUGCAGACUUACUUUGAGGAGAACAAAGUGCCUAUUCCGUUCCUUGUAAUGUUAAUAUUGCAAUUCGCACUCAUUAUAAUUGACCGAGCGCUUUAUUUACGAAAAUUCAUGCUGGGCAAGAUAUUAUUCCAAUAUGCCCUUAUUAUUGGUGUUCAUAUAUGGAUGUUCUUUGUAUUACCGUUCAUUACUGAAAGGACAUUUAACACCCUCCUACCACCUCCGAUGUGGUACAUGAUGAAGAGCAUAUACCUUCUACUCUCGGCAUACCAGAUCCGGUGUGGCUAUCCCCGGCGUAUUAUCGGAAACUUCCUUUGCAAGUCUUAUCGGUUCAUCAACAUGAUCUGCUUUAGAGGCUUUAUGGCAGUGCCAUUCCUCUUCGAAUUACGGACCCUCAUGGAUUGGAUAUGGACUGACACCUCAAUGACUCUCAUGGAUUGGCUCAAAAUGGAGGAUAUAUUCGCUAGCGUCUUCUUACUCAAGUGUUCUCGCUACGUAGAAGAUGAAUUCCCUCAACCGCGGGGUGUUAAGAAGUCCACCACGUCCAAAUACUUGCUCGGUGGAGGAGUUUUGGCUUUUGUCAUCGCUAUAAUUUGGUUCCCGCUUGUGUUCUUCGCCUUUGGUAAUUCGGUUGGUGAGCCAAAUCCACCGACAGAUGUCACUGUCAAAAUUCGUAUUGGACCCUUCCUGCCCGUUUAUCAAAUGUCUGCGCAAUCACACAAUAUUGACGUCUAUACCGAACAAGACUACACCCAAUUGAGCAACAUGUACGCCCGAGAUCGAACCGCACAGACAUUCCUCUCUAACUACAUGUACAAUGACGUCGCAGUUAUUACAAUUAACCCUAACUCCACCGCUGUGUGGAAUAUUUCUCCUCCGGAAUUGGAUCGGCUCGAAAGAGAAGCGUUGUCAAAUUCAUCAUUAUUAGUCAAAUUCACAUACGUAAUAACUCAUCCGAGUAACAACCCACAAAAUCCGCCAACAAUCGAGAACAAUCGUGAAGUGCCACUGGACGCUUAUGUAAACGGGAAGAAAAAUCCCGAGAGAGAUACAUUACUUCAGCUACUGGCUGGGACAGCUUCUCCUGACCUUUGGUUAAACGUUAAACUCUUGUUCCCGAAAUUCGUGAAGGUGUUCAACAAGGGUACCACAAAACCGGCUUUCCAAUUGAUGCCGGCUAUUGGUGUUGAUGAUGUUGAAGACUCAAGAUAUUAUCGAAACGUGCAAUUACGUUUGGAAAGAGACAGAAAUACAAGCUACUGGAGGGUACAUGAAUCUUGCGAGGAAAGGGAUCCGCUAGCGUCAAUACCAAUGAACAAUUGCGACAUGCUCGUAAUGUAUACGUUUAACGACAAACUGUUUCCGGAGACACUCAACUUUAUAUCUGGUGGCGGUAUAAUCGGUUUAUACACAACAUUCGUGUUUCUUGCGUCACGAGUGCUUCGCGGCUUCUUCUCUGGCAUCUACACAAAGAUUAUGUUCGACGAUCUGCCCAACGUCGAUAGAGUGUUGCAACUCUGCCUUGAUAUUUAUCUGGUGCGUGAAGCUCUCGAAUUGACAUUAGAAGAGGAUCUAUUCGCAAAACUGGUCUUCCUGUAUCGGUCGCCGGAGACCAUGAUUAAAUGGAGUCGACCUCGAGAAGAAGACAGCCAAGAACAACGAGCUCUACCAGCUCCGAACUGAAAUUCUUAGUAAUAAUUCGUCAAUAUAAGAAAUAUUUAUAACUAACUCUAUCUAAAGUACUCAGGGGUAGGUUUAUCUCUUUCUGUCUACGCUAGAAUAACAAGAGACAGAUAUAGUUAAAUUUUUGUUUUAUUAAUACAAACUCAGUAUUAACUUACUGGGUUUUUAUCAAUAAAAUGUUUAAUAUAUGGUUUGGUACAUAACAUUGUCAACUUUAUUUCAACUCGAUAAGAGUAAGCCAAAAUAGAAGGGUUUCUCCUAGAAACUUCGCCUUGACUUUUAUAUGUUUUUACUGAAAUAAUAAAGUAGUUUAAACAAAUUUUACAAGACAGCCCAUUUCAUAUACAGUGUAAACUCCAUGUAACGUCCUUCGAUUUAACGACAAAGUUCCUAAAGCGCCGAAUUCAUGCGGCUUUGGUUGGUUUAGCUUAUCUUCCAUGCAAUGACACACUCUAGAUAGCAUAACCCCCACCCUCAAUAACGAAAAUUAAAUAAUAAAAAGUACUUUUUAAGUUGCCAAAAUUAGUUAAAACUGCGGAACUCUGUACGUUCUUUUGUCGCUUUAUAGGCCUAUCCCGUAAUAAACUCAACUUACUCAACUGUCGGCAUCAUACGACAUACAUACAUUUUUAUGUCAUUACUAACACUAGUCUGAAAUAAACUUUUUCUUCUUUGUUUUUAACGACAACUCUUUGUAACGUCAAAAUAUGCACUGUCCCUUGAGUGUCGUUUUAUAGAGUUUACACUAUAUAUAUAUUUAGUAUAUUGAUACAACUCACGCAUUGAUUUAUCCUUGUAUGUACACACGUAACAAUUUUUUAUCAAUAUUGCAUUUAAUGAUACGAUAUAUAAUUUUUUAGUAUCUAAGAAAGAUUUGUAAGAAAAUGAGCCAUUACUAUAUUAUAACCAGUGUUACGCAAGGAAAAAAAGUAAAUUCAAGUUGGUAUGUUUUUGGAAAUUUACCAUUUUACAAGGUAUGGUUUUUGUUAUCGUUGUACAGCGAUAUUUGGUGCUUCAAUGUUUAUUUAGUUUUGCUAGCGUUUAAAAUACAUUUUGUCUAAUCUCACCUCAUUAUAUAGUACUAAAACUUUUGACUCCAUCGAAGAACAAGCUCUCUGCCUAUCAUAAGCGUUUUUACGUAUCUGCUGUAUUUUUAACCGGGGCAGUUACGUAAUAUACAAACUACCAAAGUAGUGGCAUUAAACAUGAAAUAUGAUUUACUGUUUUAAACUUAAAGUGAGAACUGAAACCUCACCCAAAUAGUAUAUAUGCUUAAGCUGUUUUUUUAAAUCACAUAAUUUAAAUAGAUCCAUCGUGAUAGUUGUUUUAGUACUUACAUAUCUAUAAAAAAGGUAGGUAUCCUAUUCUACCUAGCUGUACUAUUUACUUAAUGCUAGUUUUAAUCAAUUGUAAAUAUUUAUAAAUUAUAUUUAUACAUGUUGGAUUCUCAUUAAAAUUUAUUUAAUGAAUUGCGCUAAUAAGCACACAAGCUUUAUAAAUUAUGAAUUCAAUGCAGUCCUUUACCUCAGUUCUAUGUUUUGUCUAUUGUGAAUGUAGUUAAUGAAAGUGCAAUUAAAAUAAUGUUCAUUUUUAUAUCUGUUGUAUUUAAGCUGCAUUUAAUGUUGUGGUUUGAUAAUAAAGUCAUAUAAAAUGUUAUAAAA